AUGGGAAAACGCAAGAAGUCCUCUAGGAAGCCACAAGGUCCCAAGAAGCGAGAGCCCUUAUCCACCACAUUUACCUGCCUCUUCUGCAACCACGAAAAGGCCAUCCAAGUCAAACUGGACAAGAAAGCCGGCGUGGGAAAUCUACACUGCAACGUCUGCGGCCAGCGCUUCCAGACUGGCAUAAAUUAUCUCUCAGCCGCCGUCGACGUAUAUUCCGACUGGAUCGACGCCUGUGAGAACGUCGCCCAAGAGGCCGCCGCUCAAGAAGCUGAAGAUCAAAAGUUCAGUAGCUACGCUUCAACGAGACCGGGUGCAGCAGCUGCAGGAGGCGACGACGAAGAAGAGGAUGGUGCUUACAAUGAUUAUUAA
This is a messenger RNA of Rhinocladiella mackenziei CBS 650.93, 369 nucleotides long. RefSeq lists its product as uncharacterized. Bases 1 to 369 code for a protein of 122 amino acids. The record is from RefSeq and is a predicted model, not a curated record. Gene Ontology annotation, biological process: transcription elongation by RNA polymerase II. Gene Ontology annotation, molecular function: RNA polymerase II complex binding. Gene Ontology annotation, cellular component: transcription elongation factor complex. The transcript has 3 exons. Lineage: Eukaryota; Fungi; Ascomycota; Eurotiomycetes; Chaetothyriales; Herpotrichiellaceae.